GAAAACAUGAUGAAGCGUGGAUGAUUCUGAAGUUAAUUCAUGACACAAACAUGAGAGCACGGGGCCAGUCUGAGAAGGUCUUCACGGUAAAUAGAAUCAAAACCCCAAAACAAAUAGAUGAGCUGAUCGAAAUUGAGAGUGACACAGGAACAUGGUACAGGAGGUGUUUUGUUCGGAUCCGCACAGAACUGUACGGAAUUUGGUUGACUUUUAGGAGAUGUUUCAACUACCCAGUCAGGGAAAACACAAUAAAGCUUGCAAUUGUUUGGUUCACCCUGUCCUUUGGGUACUAUGGAUUGUCUGUUUGGUUCCCUGAUGUCAUUAAACAUCUGCAGUCAGUUUCAUUGCCAAUGAAAGAUGUGCCGAGAGAGAAAUAUGCAAAUUUUAGUAUUAACUUUACGAUGCAAAAUCAGAUUCAUACCGGAAUGGAAUACGACAAUGGCAGAUUCAUAGGAGUCAAGUUCAAAUCCGUAACUUUCAAAGAUUCGGUUUUUAAGUCCUGCACCUUUGAGGAUGUGACUUCAGUGAACACCUACUUCAAGAACUGCACGUUUAUUGAUACUGUCUUUGACCACACAGAUUUUGAGCCAUAUAAAUUCAUUGACAGCAAAUUUCACAACUGCUCAUUUUUUCGCAACAAGACAGGAUGCCAGAUUACCUUUGAUGAUGACUAUAGUGCCUACUGGAUUUAUUUUGUCAACUUCCUGGGGACACUGGCGGUGUUGCCAGGGAACAUCGUGUCUGCUCUCCUGAUGGACAGAAUCGGGCGCUUAACGAUGCUAGGUGGCUCUAUGGUGCUUUCGGGGAUCAGCUGUUUCUUCCUCUGGUUCGGCACCAGUGAAUCCAUGAUGAUAGGCAUGCUGUGUCUGUACAAUGGAUUGACCAUCUCGGCCUGGAACUCUCUUGAUGUGGUCACAGUGGAAUUGUACCCCACAGACCGGAGGGCAACAGGCUUUGGCUUCUUGAAUGCGCUGUGCAAAGCAGCGACCGUCCUUGGAAACUUAAUCUUCGGCUCCCUGGUCAGCAUCACCAAAGCCAUCCCGAUCCUGCUGGCCUCCACCGUGCUCGUGUGCGGAGGACUGGUGGGGCUGCGCCUGCCCGACACACGAACCCAGGUCCUGAUGUAACGGGAACAAAGCCAUCCCUCCUGCGUUUCCUUCUCCUGCCCUGUGUCAACCCUCCUGACUGACUCAGGCUUCAGAUUUUUCAGAUAGAGAAAGGUGGUCAAAUAUCAGAAUGCUAACUUUUGCUGUGACUGAAAUUCAGAUGCAUGCCAUCUUGCCCCCUUAGUGUGAUUUUGCACAUUUUUUUCAUGUGUUAUUUUUCCUAAC
This is a messenger RNA of Ceratotherium simum simum (southern white rhinoceros), 1331 nucleotides long. RefSeq names its product synaptic vesicle glycoprotein 2C (gene SV2C). Gene Ontology annotation, molecular function: transmembrane transporter activity. The record is from RefSeq and is a predicted model, not a curated record. Gene Ontology annotation, biological process: chemical synaptic transmission; transmembrane transport. NCBI's taxonomy places the organism in Eukaryota, Metazoa, Chordata, Mammalia, Perissodactyla, Rhinocerotidae. Gene Ontology annotation, cellular component: synaptic vesicle membrane.